This is a messenger RNA of Gossypium raimondii (Peruvian cotton), 1158 nucleotides long. Its product is annotated as cyclin-C1-2. The record is from RefSeq and is a predicted model, not a curated record. Lineage: Eukaryota; Viridiplantae; Streptophyta; Magnoliopsida; Malvales; Malvaceae. Gene Ontology annotation, molecular function: cyclin-dependent protein serine/threonine kinase regulator activity. The transcript has 9 exons. Gene Ontology annotation, biological process: positive regulation of transcription by RNA polymerase II. The coding region runs from base 151 to 909 and encodes 252 amino acids. Gene Ontology annotation, cellular component: mediator complex; nucleus.
GAAUCUGGGCGGAUCCUAACUAUACCAGUGACCACUAAAAGAAAACUAUAAAUUGUGAGCUUUGAAACGCUAAUCAAUAAUCACGGCUCCCGGAAAAAAAAAAUCAUUAUGAGCACCUAACAGUAACAGGAUUCACCAUAACAACGAAGAAUGGCGGCCAAUUUCUGGACUUCUUCCCACUUUAAACAGCUUUUGGACCCGGAAGAGGUGGAUGUGGUUCAUCAACAAGAUAAAGAUAAAGGCAUCACGCUUGAAGAAUUUAAGCUGAUUAAGAUGCAUAUGGCGAACUAUAUAAUGAAACUGGCUCAAAAUGUUAAAGUGAGGCAAAGGGUUGUAGCAACUGCAGUUACAUAUAUGAGACGUGUCUAUACCAGAAGGAGCAUGAGUGAAUACGAUCCUCGUCUUGUUGCUCCUACUUGCUUAUAUUUGGCAUCAAAGGCAGAAGAAAGCACGGUGCAGGCUAGACUUCUUGUAUUUUACAUUAAAAAAUUAUCUUCUGAUGAAAAGUAUAGAUAUGAAAUCAAAGACAUACUUGAAAUGGAAAUGAAGAUCUUAGAAGCACUUAACUAUUAUUUAGUUGUAUUUCAUCCUUACCGCACAUUGUCUCCGUUGUUGCAGGAUGCUGGCAUGAAUGAUAUGAGUAUGACUCAAUUAUCUUGGGGACUUGUAAAUGACACAUACAAGAUGGACCUUAUUCUUACACAUCCGCCAUAUUUGAUUGCCUUAGCUUGCAUAUACAUUGCUAGCGUCUACAGGGAGAAAGAUAUCACAACUUGGUUUGAAGAACUUCGCGUUGAUAUGAAUGUGGUGAAAAACAUCUCCAUGGAGAUCCUCGACUUCUAUGAGAACAAAAUGAUUGCAGAUGAGCGAAUAAGUACUGCCUUCCUCAAACUUGCUCUUAAGCCUUAGAUGGUUGAUUGAGCGUGGAACCUGAUAAUACCGGCAUCGACCACUGCAUGACUUGAUAUUAUUUUCUCGGUGGCUGUAAGCUAUGAAACUGGUAAUAUUUCAGCAGAUUAACCUACCUUCUGGUAUGAUAAACUAAAAUGGUGUUCUAUAAAACUUUGCAGAAGAUAAUAAUGGUAAAUGUCUGAUUACAAUUCUGUAUUUCUUAAAGAUUAGUAAUUUAUAAGUGAUGAACCUCAAGCUCUGCAGAAA